AAACGGCAGCGUCGCAGAUCGCGAGCGUACGACCUGACGCACGCACGUGUUGUUUUACGUAUUUGUACCAUGGAUCCUUGUUUAAACUUAGUCCAAUUAGUUGAAAAGUAUCCUUGUAUAUAUAACAAUACAUUGCCUGAUUACUCGAGGAAGGAUGUGGUGGAUAAAGCAUGGGCAGAGAUUGCAGAAUCGAUGGAUUGGCCUGUUACUUCCUGCCAAAGUAAAUGGAAAAACAUGAGGAACGGUUUUGUACGCAGCAUAAAAUUAGCCCCUGACGGUUCAUCAAAAAACCAAAGGAAGAUGUAUUAUUUGCAUAAUGAAAUGCAAUUUCUCGUGCCAUUUGUCAAAGUAUCGGUUUACUCUGAAGAACACGAGAGCAGAUCUCCACAACACACCGAAGAAUUUUAUUCUCCAUUCGAUGACGAAUCUUGCAACGAAGAAAGCAUUUUGUCACCUGCUCCGGUCACUAAAGCGUUCAAAAAGCCGAAAAGAAGAAGAGUUGAACCAGAGAUCGAAUGGUCAAAAGAGAAAGAGUACAACAAAGGCGAUUCCAGGAAAAUGUUUUUAUUCAGCUUAUUACCAGACGUCGAGACUCUUACAGAGAAGCAGAUGCGAGAUUUCCGAAUAAAAGUGCUACUGCUUCUAGAAGAAGUUCAAACAAGCCCAUCUAACAGCACAUUACAAGCACAUCAGCAGAAGUACCAACAGUUAAGAAACACACUAGACUUGCCGCAUUCGACAAUAUCAGCUGUUAAAAACGAGCUAGCGGAAGAAACUUUGACCAACGCGACUUAAUGGCUUUUUCUAGCAAGACAAAUCAAUUUUUAUUCAAUCAGCAUCAACAGACAAUGAAAGUCCAGUCUGCUGGACAUAUGCUUCUUCCAUGGACUUCCAGAUCAUCAGCUCUUCGAGCUAUGUGCCUUCAUUGUCACUUCAGCUUCGUAUUUUAUUUAAUAUCGUCAUUGAAUAAAUAAUACAGGAUAUUUUCAUAAAUCCCGCGGGAACCAUGGAUUUCUCCGGUAUUAAACUAGCCUAUGUGUCAAUCCAGAGUAAAA
This is a messenger RNA of Bicyclus anynana (squinting bush brown), 1055 nucleotides long. RefSeq lists its product as uncharacterized. Gene Ontology annotation, molecular function: DNA binding. Gene Ontology annotation, biological process: regulation of transcription by RNA polymerase II. The record is from RefSeq and is a predicted model, not a curated record. Gene Ontology annotation, cellular component: transcription regulator complex; nucleus. The transcript has 2 exons. The coding region runs from base 70 to 795 and encodes 241 amino acids. Lineage: Eukaryota; Metazoa; Arthropoda; Insecta; Lepidoptera; Nymphalidae.